Molecule: messenger RNA, 1853 nt
Organism: Linum tenue
Lineage: Eukaryota; Viridiplantae; Streptophyta; Magnoliopsida; Malpighiales; Linaceae
Source: the annotation of a GenBank genome assembly
CCAAAUCCCAUACAACAACCAUAACGUCAACAUGACAAGUAACAAUAUUCUCAUCGGCGAUUCCCUCCCCGCCGCCGUCGACCCAAUCAGCGGCUUCUGCCAAUCCAACGCCGUCUUCUACAGCCGGCGCGACCCCUCCCCGCUCCCUCCGGCGGACUUCCUCGACGUCGCCACCUUCAUCGCCGCCCACGCCCACGACGGCGGAAGAACAGCCCUCAUCGACGCCGCCACGGGGACCCACCUCACUUACAGCCAGCUCUGGCGCGCCGUCGGCUCGGUCUCGGCUCGGCUCUCCGAGCUGGGGCUCCGGAAGGGACACGUGGUCCUCCUCCUCUCCCCGAACUCCAUCCUCUUCCCCGUCGUCGCCCUCUCCGUCAUCUCCCUCGGCGCCGUCAUAACGACCGUCAACCCCGUCAACACCCCCGGCGAAAUCGCCAAACAGAUCGCCAGCUCCAAGCCCGCCCUCGCCUUCACCACUCACGAACUCCUCGGGAAACUCGCGGACGCUUUUAGCUCCGUCAGCUCCCCCGUUGACGUCGUCCUCAUGGACGACUACGGCCGUCACCGUUACCCGUCCAACGUGAAAAUUGUCACCACGUUGACCAAAAUGAUCACGUGUCCACCUGGCAAUAGUAAUAACAUUUGUACGGAUCGGGUCAGUCAAAACGACGUGGCGACGCUGCUGUACUCCUCAGGGACCACAGGGACCAGCAAGGGCGUUUUGUCCUCCCACCGAAGCCUCAUCGCCGUGGUGCAGAACAUUGUCAGACGACACCGUAUCGCGGCCGCGGAGCGCCGCGUCGUCGAAGGCGGGAAGGCUUCUCCCGCCACAUUCUUGUGCACGCUCCCUAUGUUCCACAUCUACGGCCUCACGAUGUUCUCUUUGGGCCUGCUCGCGGCCGGGGCCACCGUGGUGGUCCUUUCGAGCUACUCGAUGGACGAUAUGUUGUCGUCCAUCGAGAAAUUUGGAGUGACGGAUUUGCCACUUGUCCCACCGGUUCUCGUAUCUAUGAUUAAGGACGCGGAUCGGAUCCAUGGGAAGUACGAAUUGGGCACGUUACAGCGCGUGCUGUGUGGCGCGUCGCCUUUGAGCAAGGAGGUGGCGGAGGAGUUUUCGGCGAGGUACCCUGGGGUGACGGUGAGCCAGGCGUAUGGGCUGACGGAGUCGCCGUGGGUGGCGUCGAUGGACACGGCGGAGGAGGUGCGGCGGCAGCCAGGGGCGGUGGGGAAGUUGCUGCCGAACAUGGAGGCAAGGAUUGUGUCGCCGGAGAGCGGUGAGGGUUUGGGAGUCAACCGGGCUGGUGAGCUUUGGCUUAAGGGGCCAUAUGUCAUGAAAGGCUACCUUAACAAUCCGGAAGCAACUGCACUGACUUUUGAUGUAAAAGGAUGGUUGAAGACCGGAGAUAUUUGCUACAUCGAUGAACAUGGCUUCCUUUACGUGGUCGAUCGAUUGAAAGAACUCAUCAAAUACAAAGGAUAUCAGGUAGCACCAGCAGAACUAGAAGCAGUGCUGCUCACUCAUCCACAAAUCGCAGAUGCCGCUGUCAUUCCUGUUCCGCACAAGGAAGUAGGGCAAUACCCAAUGGCAUAUGUGGUCAGAAAAGCUGGCAGUAACUUAUCACGCACUGACAUAAUGGCCUUUGUCGCCAAAGAGGUUGCUCCGUACAAGAAAAUCAGAGACGUGGAGUUCAUAUCAGCAAUACCCAAAAACCCAUCUGGCAAAAUCCUGAGGAGAAAUCUCAUCAAGCUCCAAUCGACCACCAGCACCCCCUCCUCCAAGCUCUGAAUUGCAAUUGCACUCAUGGUCGUCAACAACAUACCAGAUUAUUUUUGGACUAAUAGUUAUCACUAAA